This is a messenger RNA of Cotesia congregata, 864 nucleotides long. Lineage: Eukaryota; Metazoa; Arthropoda; Insecta; Hymenoptera; Braconidae. The record is from the annotation of a GenBank genome assembly.
AUGAAAGUCUGUCACUUGGGCGUAUCAUCCUUUCUACACAAUUCCGUAACAAGACCAAGUGCUCAAGAAAUACGAUCGGAGAAACCUGGUCUUGUAAAUAUAACAGCGACGGUUACGAGGGCGAGUCUCAAUAUUUCCACGGCAGCGAGGGCGUAUCGUUGUUAUAUAUAUAAUGCAAGUAAAGGUAAUAUAAAGGAGAAAGGACCUUUCGUAUCUAAUCAGCUUUGUCUGAUUCUUUGUAUCCAUCAACAAAACCCUCAAUUAAACCCAAAUCCGAAACUCGAGUUAAGUAAUUUACAAUUACAACAGGAUAACAUAUAUUUAUCAACACAAUCCAUUAAUUUAAUAUUUUCACACAAAAGAUCCAAAUCAUUUGAUAUUUCUUUAAUUCACUCUUAUAAUGAAGAAAUAAACAACUUUAUAGUUAAAAAAUUCGGAGUCCUGGAAAUUCUCAAGCAUGAAGAUGACACUGAAAGACAUCUAACUCUGGGAGAGAAUCUAGACUUUCAGUGCAAACGCGGGUUUGUGGAGUGCCCGUUCUGGAGAUCGCAGGCGCUGGUGUCCACGUUGCGCUGGUUUUGCCCCAGCAUUCAACAUCCAGCGUUCAGCACUCAGUAUAUUGUUGGAACCACAGCAAGUAAGCUAGUGCCAGUAGCUGCUCUGGACUCAGUACUCAUUGUCAGUUGUGCAUUACCUUUGUGUCAGUGUAGGAGGUCUGUGUCGCGCGUGCUCACUGAAAAACUUGUAAAAAAUAAUAGUUUUCGUUUUUUUGGAUUUAAGUAUUUACUGGGAAACAACAUUGGAUUAAAGUUACAUGCUCCUGGAUUACUUUACGGUACAAAAGAAAGAAGAGAUCCUGGAUAA